AUGGACUCCACGCUCGACCAAAAGAUAGAGCUGAUCAAAGAUGCGACAAUGCUUAGGAUGGAUGGAACUGAGCCGGAGCUUUCCUCCACUUCUUAUUGCAAAUCGUACGCGGACCAUCCUUCUAAUUCGGCAGCACCGUGUGGCAAAGACUGUCCUCCAAUUGCGAUCGUUGGCAUGGCCUUGCGACUCCCUGGUGGGGUGAGUUCCCCGGAAGACUUCUGGGAGUUCCUGAUCAACAAGAAAGACGGUCUGUGUGAGGUCCCGGAGACGCGCUAUAAGGUUGACUCUUUCUAUCACGAGUCAAAACCUCACUCAGUGCGGACGAAACGUGGGUACUUUUUACAGGAGGAUCCCGCCCACUUUGAUGCACCGUUCUUCUCGAUCACUGCAUAUGAGGCAUCACGCAUGGACCCUCAACAGCGAAAACUACUGGAAAUCGUGUGGGAGUGUUUUGAAAGUGCUGGGGAGACCGACUGGAGAGGUAAAGAUAUUGGAUGCUUUGUUGGGACUUUUGGGGAAGACUGGUUAGAUCUUGUCAGCAAGGAUCCCCAAAGUGUCGAUCGAUAUCAUGUCUUAGGAACAGGCGACUAUGCUCUGGCGAAUCGAAUCUCGUAUGAAUUUGAUAUCCAAGGACCAAGUAUGACCCUGCGGACUGGGUGUUCUGCAUCGCUUGUUGGCCUGCAUGAAGCCUGUCAGGCGUUAUAUUCUGGGGAAUGUUCUUCAGCCAUUGUUGCUGGGGCCAAUCUAAUCAUGACCCCCACAAUGACCACCACAAUGUCCAGCAACUUGGUAUUAUCACCGGCUGGGGUGUGUCGAACCUUUGAUGAAAAAGCAGACGGUUACGGCCGCGGUGAAGCAGUCAAUGCUCUUUACAUCAAGCCACUCAGUGAUGCCCUCAGAGACAAUGAUCCAAUCCGAGCCGUCAUUCGUUCGACCUCUACCAACUGUGAUGGACAUACCCCAAGCAUCACGACACCUGGCUCUAUUUCCCAAGAGAAGCUUGUUCGAAAGGCGUAUGAAAAGGCUAUGAUUUGUGACAUGGCCCAAACGGCAUUUUUUGAGUGUCAUGGAACCGGUACCAUCAUUGGUGACACUGCGGAAACCACUGUUGUUGCGAAAUUAUUCCACCAGAAUGGGAUUCUUAUGGGAGCUGUUAAACCCAAUGUCGGUCAUUCGGAAGGCGCGUCAGGAAUCACCAGCAUGAUUAAAGCUGUACUUUCUCUCGAGCACAAAACCAUACCACCAAAUAUUUUCUUUGACGCACCCAACCCUAAGAUUCCCUUCAAAGAGGCCAAGCUUCAAGUUCCUUUGGACCCAACUUCAUGGCCGAGCGAUCGCGCUGAGAGAAUCAGCAUCAAUUGCUUUGGAAUUGGAGGUACCAACGUGCAUGUCAUUCUAGAUUCCACCACCUCGUUUUGUGGAGACAAUGAGCUUGAAUCUGUUGAACCCGACGGUGCUCGACUUCUUGUCGUUUCGGCGAAGAGUGCAGAUAGUCUACAAGCUAGGAUUCAAGAUGUCGCCGAAUAUGCCAACACUCACUCGGAGAACUUGCACAACUUAGCUUAUACUCUUGGUGUUCGGCGUGAGCAUUUAGAACACCGCGCCUUUGCAGUCGCCCGACCCGAAAAGGCAAUGGAUGCCUCAUCGUUUCAAGUCAGUAAAGCUGGAUCAUCUGAUUUGACUUGGGUUUUCACUGGUCAAGGUGCGCAGUGGCCAGCUAUGGGGAAGGAUUUGAUACACAGUUUUGAAACUUUCAGAAACGACAUAAAAGACUUAGACGAAGUGUUGCAGGACCUGAAUGACUCCCCUGAAUGGUCAUUGGAGCACGAACUUUGUGAGAUGGGGGCAUCCAGCCGUAUCAACAAAGCCGAGUUCUCUCAACCCCUUUGCACCGCGCUCCAGAUUGGAUUGGUCAAUAUCCUGAAAAGCUGGGGCGUGAAGCCAUCUUCAGUUGUUGGACACUCCAGUGGGGAGAUUGCUGCUGCUUACGCAGCUGGUGCUAUAACAGCAAGGACAGCUAUAAUCAUUGCAUAUUAUCGGGGUAAGAUGUGCAAAAGUGAGGAAGGCAAAGGUGCUAUGGCAGCCGUGGGCUUGAAUAGUGGGGAUGUUGCACAUUUCCUGCACGACGGUAUCGUUGUAGCCUGUGAGAACAGUCCACAAAGUGUGACAAUUUCUGGAGAUCAGGAUGGAAUCGAGCGUACAGUCCGAAAGAUCAAAGAAGAUCUUCCAGACGUGCUAUGUCGGCGACUUCGAGUAAACAUUGGGUAUCAUUCCUACCAAAUGCGCGCCCUAGGGGCUUUAUAUGAAUCUGCCAUCUCGCAACAUGUAAAAUAUAACCAGGAGAUGCUUCCGAUGUUUUCAAGUGUGACUUUAACAACCAUUAUCAAUCCAACGGAGCUUAGCGCGGGGUAUUGGCGACGCAACUUGGAGUCUCCGGUUCUCUUCUCAGGAGCAGUUAGCUGUAUUCUUCGUGAGUCACCAAAGUCGGGAUUUCUGGAAGUAGGUCCGCAUUCUGCUCUCUCAGGACCCUUGCGGCAGAUUUCUCGAGCUGCGGGUCUGAAAGCAGAUCCGAUCUACAUCCCAACACUCACUCGCAAUGACCAUGACUCUCGGUCUCUAUUACUCUCUGCCGCAGGUUUGAUUCACAGCAAUGGUCUGCCAAUUGAUUUAUUGAUGAUCAAUGGCUCUGGUAUCACCUUGCCCGACCUUCCAGCUUAUCCAUGGCAGCACAAUACAAGAUAUUGGCAUGAAAGCAGGGCGACUCGGGACUGGAGAUUGCGCGGCAUGCCUCAUCAUGAGGUCCUCGGGGCCCGAGUUCCUGAAUCCUCUGACUUGGAGCCAUCCUGGAGAAAUCUAUUGCGGUUGGAAGAGGUACCAUGGAUUUGGGAACAUGUCCUGGAAGGGCAAGUUGUCUUCCCAGCCGCUGGAUACAUCGCCAUGGCAGGCGAAGCAAUCCAGCAACUCAGCCCCAGUGGUAUAGACUAUUCAAUAAGGAAUAUCUUCUUCAAGUCGCCCCUUUCCUUGAGGGAUGAAGAAGAAACGGAACUCAUUACAACCCUCAGGCCAGUCAAAUUCAACGACCUCGUGGACUCUGAAUGGUAUGCCUUCACUAUCACUGCACAUGAUGGCGUCGAAUGGAUCAAACAUUGCCAUGGUGAAGUGAGGGCGCAUUACGAUCAUUCGCCGAAGAUCAGAGAGAUAAAGUGUCAUGCUCGCCCAGUUGACUCGGAAAAAUGGUACAAGACCUUAGCUCAGCGAGGCUUGGACUAUGGCCCUCAAUUCCGUGGCCUUACUGAUAUCUCCGUCAGUCCUAUAGUGUACACGGCUAGCGCAAGUGUCUGUGAUAAGAGUACUACUCCAGCGAGCCGGUAUACUCUUCAUCCAACUGUGAUUGAUCAAUGCUUGCAAUUGAUGAGUGUUGCAACGGCCCAUGGCAUGGCCCGCAACAUUGACAGAAUGGCCAUUCCAGCAGCUAUCGAGUAUGUUUAUAUUGGAGGAGCAGCCUCGCAGAUGAGACUUGGAGUUGAAGUCAGGGAUGGGGGAAGGACGAAUCAAUUCGGAGAUGCAACUUUGAUAGGCGAUGAUAUCGUCUCACUCUCCCUGACCAAGGCUAUCUUCUUCUCCUUGGAUAAUCAGAGAUCCGAACAAUGCACCGUUCCGCUGAUAUCGGAGAUCAGGUGGGCACCGGACAUCGACUUGCUACCCACAAAUACGUUGCUUCCCAAAAGCCUUGCCGAGUCAAAUCCUGACAACCCUUCUGCCCUUGCAGUACGUGACUUGGCAAAAGUCAGUCUUCUCUAUAUCCUAGAGACCUGUGAUAGUCUUGUCGGUGUUACCCCUGAGCCACCUCAUCUUGUGAAGUGGAAGAGCUGGGUCAAUUCUGAGGCCUUGAGAAUUCGUGAAGGCAAGAAUGCAAUGUUCCCUGAAUCACAAGAAUGGGCUUCAAUGGAUUCAAAAACUCGGCAAAUUCUUAUCAAAAACUUCGUCGCGCCAUUGCAAAACCCAGGAGGCGCGUUCUCUGUUUUUGCAGAGUGUAUGCAAGCUAUUUACGACAACUCCUGGGCACUCUCGAGCGGCAAAAUGGCACCUCUAGAGCUUCUCAUGGCCGAGAGCCGCUUGGAGAGAUACUAUGCAUCGGUCCAACCAUUGAGCAACUGGAGCCAUUUCCUAUCACUCAUUGGUCAUUCAAAUCCUCGAGUUCGUGUCCUGGAAAUCGGCGCUGGAACAGGAAGUGCCACACGACAAGUAUUGAAACAUCUGCAAACCCCUGAGGGCUCACGGUUGUAUUCAGAAUAUGUAUUCACAGAUCUCUCUCCCGGAUUUCUGGUGGCCGCAGAAGAAAAGUUUGCCGGUCACGUAAGUAUUGAAUAUAAAAUCCUUGACAUCACCAAAGACCCCAAGGAGCAAGGGUUUGACUUAAAUAGCUUCGACCUCGUCAUUGCGUCCAAUGUUCUUCAUGCCACGCCUCAACUUUCAGCAUCAUUAGCACAUGUGCAUAUGCUUCUCGCGCCAAAUGGACGAUUACUCCUUCAUGAGUUGCAUCCCGAGAUCUUGGUAACUGACUAUACCAUCGGCAUUCUUCCUGGCUGGUGGCUUGGAGAAAGUGAUGGAAGACCUAACAAGCCGUAUGUCUCGCCAGAGAGAUGGGACCACGAGUUGCGCGCUGCAGGAUUCACAGGGAAUGAAGCAAUGGCAUACGACGUGGACCCUCCAUAUCAGAGCAACUUCACCAUGCUUUCAAGCGUUGUUCAAGCACCACCCAACACUAAAGAGAUACUGCUUUUGGUUGAAGACCAAGACCAUCCAAGCAGCUGGGCAAUGGAGGUCGCUGACUGCUUUCGGGCCAAGGGUCAUACAGUUGACUGGGGUACUUUGGCUGACCACCCACCCUCUAACAAAUGCAUCGUCUCUCUAUUGGAAUCCAACAGCCCUUUUCUCUCUAGAAUGGAACAAAAGGACUUUGGUGGUCUUCAAAAAUAUAUUACCAAUGUGGAAGGCGGACAGUUCCUCUGGGUGACCAAAUUAACUCAGACUAGUUGCGCAGACCCUCGGUUUGGAUUUGUCCAGGGUUUCAUUCGGGCCUUGAGGCAUGAAAUGACGCUUGAUAUCUCAACCUUUGAAAGUGACAUAUUUGACGACGCAGCGGCGAAUGCACUUGUGCAGGUCUAUGAAAAGAUUCAAGGGUCUCGACAAUUUUCUUAUCUAGAUCCAGAGUACGAGUUCGUUUUUGAGGGUGGUGCGGUGCAUGACCUGCCUAAAAAGCUAGAUCUUGAUGAAUAUGGCCUAGUCGAUACACUACACUGGACUACUGUUGAUGAGUAUCAAGUGGCAGAUGACCAGGUUGAAGUGGAUAUACACUACACUGCUUUGAACUUCAGGGAUGUCAUGGUUAUUAUGGGUGUCGUUGGGGACAAGAAAGAUCUCGGCAUCGAAGGAAGCGGUAUCGUUCGUCGUGUCGGAGCUAAUGUGACCAGCUUGCUCCCGGGUGAUAAAGUAGCUAUCACCAGCUCCGGUAUCUUUGGUGAUCAGGUUGUUAUCUCUCACAAGAGAUGUUUCAAGCUCCCGGACACUUUGUCUCUUGAGGAUGCAGCUACCAUGCCGUCGGUAUAUGCGACAGCGAUUUAUUCGUUCAUCCAUCUGGGCAUGCUAAGAAAGGAACAGACUGUCUUGAUUCAUUCCGCAUGUGGCGGUGUCGGCUUGGCUGCUAUAAGCAUAUGUCAACUCAUCGGCGCUGAGAUAUUUGCCACCGUGGGGAGUGAGGAGAAAGUCCAAUAUCUCAUAGAACAUUUCGGUAUAUCUCGCAAUCGGAUCUUCAAUUCUAGGAGUGCCGAGUUUCUGCCAGCCAUUUUGCGAGAGACAAAUGGCCGAGGAGUCGAUCUUGUUUUGAACUCCCUAGCCGGAAAGCUGCUUCAUGCCUCAUGGGAAUGUGUGGCCAGCUUUGGGAGAAUGAUUGAGCUCGGGAAAAGGGAUUUUUUGACCAACGGGGUGAUGAGUAUGACUCCGUUUGGCAAGAACCGAGCCUUUUUCGGUGUGGACCUCGUGCAGUUAGGGGAUGAAACGCCCCAGGUGUUUGACGGACUAAUCUCCCAGUUCCUGGCUUGGUAUGAAGAGGGCAAGAUUGGCCCCAUUCGCCCAGUCAAGGUGUUUGAUGCGUCAGAGGUCGUGGAUGCAUUUCGCUACAUGCAGCAAGGCAUCCAUAUGGGUAAGAUCUUGUUGAAGAUGCCUGAAGACCCUAAGCAUCUUGUCUGCUCUGUGGCAACACCCAGUUUAUCUUUCUCUGCAGACGCUUCCUAUCUGCUCGUUGGGGGUCUUGGUGGUCUUGGGCGCUUGGUAUCAACGUGGAUGGUAGAACAUGGGGCAAGGCACUUGGUGUUUUUAUCUCGAUCUGCUGGCAAAUCCAAGGAUGAUCAGACAUUUAUUCAUGAGCUUGAAGUCCAAGGCUGCAAAGUGAUAUGUGUGGCUGGCAGCGUGACUUCUCAAGAAGAUGUAAAUCAUGCUGUCUCGCAGUGCGGCAAGCUCCUUGCAGGGGUUAUUCAGAUGUCUUCGAAUUUGAGGGAUCGAAUUUUUAGCCAAAUGACAUAUGAAGACUGGAACGUAUGCCUCGCACCAAAGGUUCAAGGAACCUGGAAUUUGCACCACGCAGUGUCGGGAAACCCCCUUGAUUUUUUCGUGGUGUUUGGUUCAGCCUCUGGAACUUGUGGUUUUACUGGCCAAUCUAACUAUGCUGCUGCCAACACUUUCCUGGACAGCUUCACUCAAUAUCGGCGACAGCUAGGUUUGCCCUCAUCGGUCCUGAGACUCGGACCAGUUGAGGAUGCUGGUUUGGUGAGCCGCGAUCCCAACUCCCUGAAGCUCUGCCAGGCUGCCUCGAUCCGCUUGUUGGGGGAAAAAGAUGUGAUCGAGGGCUUGCAGCUUACCAUUACCCAGUCAUGCUUGCAAAGUACAUCAUGUAGCAUCAUUGCAGGAGUGGGCAACACCAAGCAUACCUCUGAUCCAACAUGCCGCCCGCUGUGGGUGCCGGAGGCAAGAUUUGCCCUGUACUUGAAUUUGGAGAUCAGAGGUGAACAAGUUUCUCAGGUGAACAACGACGAACUCAAGUCUCUUCUACAACGGGCCGAGCAAAACCCAGCUAUACUGAGCGAACCAGAGACGGAGGCCACGAUCCGCAGGGAAAUCGCCCAGCUGGUCACGCGGCAUCUUGCUCAGGGGCAGGACAUGGAUGAUGAUCAAGUCGCCAACAUGGUCAUUGACUCACUCAUGUCGAUCGAAAUCAGGAGCUGGGUGCGUCGGAAUCUCCGUAUAGAGGUUAGUCUUAUUGAGAUUUCAAAAGGAAGGACUGUGGAUGGUCUGGCUGGAGUGGUCAUUCAACAUCUGAAGGCUAAAUACAGCGGAAAUAUGGAUGGGGAAAAUUGCAAGAUCGAUCGUUCUGAUUUACCGUGA
Molecule: messenger RNA, 7440 nt
Organism: Penicillium antarcticum
Lineage: Eukaryota; Fungi; Ascomycota; Eurotiomycetes; Eurotiales; Aspergillaceae
Product: Fum1p
Exons: 13
Coding region: 1-7440 (2479 amino acids)
Biological process (GO): fatty acid biosynthetic process; secondary metabolite biosynthetic process
Molecular function (GO): fatty acid synthase activity; phosphopantetheine binding; oxidoreductase activity
Source: RefSeq, a predicted model, not a curated record